AUGUACGACAAGGCGGAAGAAGCCGCGGAAUCAGGUGAUCACGCCAAGGCCGGGAUCCUCCUGAAGAUCUGCAAAGGUCUAUCCCAGGUUGCCGCUGGACCUAAUGGAAUCGCCAACCCCCCUAGCAACAACUCGAACAGAACGAACUCAGUUCAAAAAGUUGACUUUAUGAGCGUGAUCCCAGCAAAAAAGCUCAAUUCAACCAACCCCGGCAAGGAAGGCCCAAAGCCGUCCAAGGGUUCUAACCAGCAGACCCAGCAACAGGGAGGGUACAAGGGAAACCGCUUCAACCCGCGCCACAACAAGCGUGACAGCGGUGGCAGAGGGUCACACAGGAAAGACCGCAACCAUUAG
This is a messenger RNA of Puccinia triticina, 354 nucleotides long. RefSeq lists its product as uncharacterized. The transcript is spliced from 2 exons. NCBI's taxonomy places the organism in Eukaryota, Fungi, Basidiomycota, Pucciniomycetes, Pucciniales, Pucciniaceae. The record is from RefSeq and is a predicted model, not a curated record. Bases 1 to 354 code for a protein of 117 amino acids.